CCCCAGCAAGGAGGAAUUUUCCAGGCCUAAAUUCAUCUCCUACCAGCAACAGCCCUUUUUCCAAGUUUGGAAAACACUGGAAGACUGGAAAUUGCAACAGCAUGAAAGAGAAAGCAGAAUCGAGCAAGGAAGACGGGAAAGGUGACACCAUGUCUGUGAUAUACAGUGAGGUGGCUGCUGAUGAGCCAACUACCAACAGCUUCUGGAUGCCCAGUCACUACCAGAGCACUGUCAAACGUCUGGAUGAUGGGUACCGUGUCUGUGACCAGAUUGUAGCCUGUUUCCAGGAACGGGCAAAGAUUGAACGUAGCUAUGCUCUGAUGAUGGAUGAAUGGAGUCGCAAGUGGAGGCCCCUGGUUGACGCAAGCCCGGUAUAUGGUUCCCUACUUCGGGCGUGGCAAGCUUUCCUGGGGGCUUCUGAGCGGUUAAGCCGGCUACACAUGGAGAUGCAAAGGGCUUUGGUCUCUGAGGAUGCUGGAACCAUCCGAUCCUGGCAGCACAACUCUUAUCACCGCAAGCUCUUUGGGGGCUUCAAGGAGUCUUGUGAACUAGAAAAUGGUUUCCACCGGGCUCAGAAACCCUGGACUAAGAAGCUGAAGAAGACAGAGAAGGCCAAAGCUCUGUAUCACAAGGCCUGUCGCAAAGAGCACAUUGCAACACUGAGGGAGAAUGGAAUUCAGGCAGCAUCAGGGAUUGAAGUUUCUCCAGAUCGGCAACGUGCUUUGCGGGAAGAACAUCAACGUUGUAGCCAAGAAACCAUCAAGAUCCGGGAACGCUAUGAGAAGGCUCUGAAGGAGCUUGACCGUUGCAGUCCUCGCUACAUAGAAGAAAUGGAGUCUGUGUUUGAGGAGGGACAGGCUCUGGAGCAGAAACGGAUUGUCUUCCUCAAAAGUGCCUUCCUCGCCCUGCAUCGGCGUCUUGACAUGUCUGCAGAUUCCAGUAUCCAAGCUGUUUAUAGUGACUUGCAUCAGGCCAUUGAGGAGAUAAAUGACCAAGAGGAUCUUAAGUGGUGGCAUAACCGACAUGGCCCAGGAAUGCCUAUGAACUGGCCAAAAUUUGAGGAUUGGAGUCCUGAUCACGAGUCCCCACAACUGAAGGUCAAGAAAGCAAAAGAACUAGAGAAAGUGACACUCUGCAACAUCUCCUCUAUCAAGAGCUGUCCAGCACCUGCACCAAUACAAGGCCAGCGGGUUCGUGCCGUGUACGAUUAUAUUGGUCAGGAAGCAGAUGAGCUAAGUUUCAAAGCAGGAGAGCUUCUCACCAAAUUGGAAGAUGAGGAUGAACAAGGCUGGUGCAAAGGAGUGACUGACAUUGGACGCGUGGGCCUCUACCCUGCCAACUAUGUGGAACCCAUACAGGGCUAGAUAGAAUGGGCAAAAAACGAGGGGGGGGCUUAAAUCAGUAAAAUUACAUCGAUGUAUAGUUUGCAUUUCUGAGAUCACAUUAUCCAAGAUAGAAUGAUGCAAAAUUCAGUUUCUUCAGAGAUCCAGUUGCAAGUUCCUAGACUAUGGAGGUGCGAAGUUCACCCCGAAAACUGUGUGGGAAAUGCUAGUGAAAUCUCAGAAGCUGCAAUGGGUUGGUGGGUGGGUUCACGUGAAACCUCACAUGGGUGGUUCUGGCUUCUGCAUUCAGCAUAGCUUUUUGUCCCUCCCUUUAGUUGUAGAAUAAAUGAAUUGCAAAGC
Protobothrops mucrosquamatus (brown spotted pit viper) is the source of this 1682-nucleotide messenger RNA. RefSeq names its product protein kinase C and casein kinase substrate in neurons protein 2. Gene Ontology annotation, cellular component: plasma membrane; endosome; cytoplasm. Gene Ontology annotation, biological process: regulation of endocytosis; plasma membrane tubulation; cytoskeleton organization. The record is from RefSeq and is a predicted model, not a curated record. Gene Ontology annotation, molecular function: protein binding; phospholipid binding. Bases 102 to 1364 code for a protein of 420 amino acids. Lineage: Eukaryota; Metazoa; Chordata; Lepidosauria; Squamata; Viperidae. The transcript is spliced from 10 exons.